GUUUCUGAUUGGCGCGCGCGCAUGUAACAUCCUAAAUGAGAACAAUUGUAAUAUAAAUGCUACAAAUACCAAGCGACGCAAAGUGAAACUUGUAUUACUGAUUCACAUUGAUUUUGUUUUCAGUAAACAAUGGUUCAACAAAAUAUCCAGAUUGGAUUGCACCGUAUGUCGAAUGAAACGUAUGAUAUUCAUGUACCAGGAGAGGAUGAGCAACGCAAAGGUAAUGUGACGUACGGCAUCGACGAUACUCCGCCUUGGUACCUUUGUAUAUUUAUGGCGUUACAACAUUAUCUUACGAUGAUUGGCGCUAUAGUAGCGAUACCCUUUAUUCUGUGUCCAGCUCUGUGCAUGGAGGAGACAGACCCCGAUAGAUCUAAUAUAAUAUCAACAAUGAUUUUCGUCACAGGUCUGAUUACAUGGCUACAAACAACAUUUGGCUGCCGUCUACCAAUCGUCCAGGGCGGUACCAUCUCAUUUCUGGUGCCAACCCUCGCGAUCCUGGGCUUGCCCGCGUGGAAGUGUCCGGACGAAGCGACACUGACUGCGAUGAGCCACGAGCAGCGACAGGCCGUAUGGAUGAGCAGAAUGUGUGAGCUAUCUGGCGCUAUUGCAGUAUCAGCACUCUUCCAAGUUAUCGGAGGAUUCUUUGGCAUUAUCGGGUCGUUGCUCCGCUUCGUAACGCCGCUGACGAUAGUGCCCACUGUGUCGCUGGUGGGACUCACGCUGUUCGACCACGCAGCGUCCGCGGCCUCGCAACAGUGGGGGAUAGCUGCCGGAACAUUCAUACUGCUGACGAUAUUCUCUCAAUGUAUGGCAGACGUGAAGAUACCCAUCUUGGUUUGGAAGAAGGGCGGGUUCACUAUCUCCUGGUUCCCACUGUUUAAACUAUUUCCGGUGCUGUUAACGAUUCUAAUAAUGUGGUCGAUCUGCGGUAUUUUGACCGCCACCAACGUGUUCGAAGUCGGGCAUCCAGCGCGGACAGACCUUAAAGUUAACAUCAUAGAAGACGCGCCCUGGUUACGUAUACCCUAUCCAGGCCAGUGGGGAGUCCCCACAGUGAGUGUAGCAGGUGUUUUGGGGAUGCUGGCUGGAGUCCUGGCGUGCACUGUGGAGUCUAUCAGCUACUAUCCGACCACCGCCAGAAUGUGUGCUGCACCACCUCCUCCCCUGCACGCCAUUAAUCGAGGUCUGGGUGUGGAGGGUCUGGGAACUGUCCUGGCCGGUCUCUGGGGAUCCGGGAACGGGACCAACACUUUUGGAGAAAACGUUGGAGCUAUUGGAGUUACUAAGGUGGGGUCACGCCGGGUGGUGCAAUGGGCGGCCGCUCUAAUGAUCCUCCAAGGAGUGGUCGGGAAGUUGGGAGCUGUGUUCAUCAUCAUCCCUCAGCCGAUUGUCGGAGGCCUAUUCUGUGUCAUGUUUGGCAUGAUCUCUGCAUUUGGUCUCUCUGCUCUUCAAUACGUAAACCUGAACAGCUCCCGCAACCUGUACAUCAUAGGAUUCAGCAUCUUCUUCCCACUGGUCCUCACGCGCUGGAUGUCAGCGCACAGUGGUGUGAUCAACACGGGAGUAGAAGCUCUGGAUGCCGUGCUGCAAGUCUUGCUGUCCACGUCGAUUCUAGUCGGAGGACUCGUUGGCUGUCUGCUGGAUAACUUAAUACCUGGAACAACUGAAGAGCGUGGUUUGGACAAGUGGGCUAUGGAGAUGUCCUUAGAAGCAGCUGGCUCCAGUCAUGGGGACACGUAUGACUUCCCUGUGGGAAUGACAUACAUUCGCAGAUGGAACUGGACAAAAUAUUUACCAUUUAUGCCGACUUACGAGAGUGGAAAGUUUACCGCGCUCUUCAAGAUGAACAAACAAAGUUGAAUUAUUCAGAGAUUUAUAUGUCUUCAGACAUCAUCAGGAUUCGAAGAUAAAUUGAAAAGCUUUGAUUAUAAGUGAUUUAUGUGUUACGUUAGUUGUUUGUUAUAGAUGUGAUAAAGAAUUAAAUGUAUAAUAUUUCUUUGGUUAGCUCGACUGUUGCACAUUCAAAUCAAAAGAAUAAUUAUGUAAAUGUAACUGUAUAAUUAAUAAUGUAACUUUUACGCAAAUAACUUAUGUGAAUAAUUGAUAGAUGUAAUUCAAAUAUUUUUUAUUCAAAAUAGGUGUUCGACAAAUACGCACUAAAUAGUCAACAUGAUUCCUGUAACUGUAAAUCAUUAUUUUAAGAAAUAAAAAAAAAUGCAUGCAAAGUACAUAUGUCAGAAGUGAAACUUCUUUGGCAAAAAAAAUGUUAA
This is a messenger RNA of Leptidea sinapis, 2273 nucleotides long. Its product is annotated as solute carrier family 23 member 2. The transcript has 14 exons. Lineage: Eukaryota; Metazoa; Arthropoda; Insecta; Lepidoptera; Pieridae. Gene Ontology annotation, cellular component: membrane. Gene Ontology annotation, biological process: transmembrane transport. The record is from RefSeq and is a predicted model, not a curated record. Gene Ontology annotation, molecular function: transmembrane transporter activity. Bases 130 to 1863 code for a protein of 577 amino acids.